AUCAAUAACCAAAGACUUGCUAACGCAGAGGAAGAGCUCGCAUCACUAGAGGAAAGGGAAGUCUCAGAGACAAGCUUGUGAAAGAAUGGCUGUCUCAAGGGCUCCGGUGCCUGACUCCGCCCGUCAGAUCAUCUGGCUGUUCCCACUUGUCUUCUGCCUUGGCUCAGGGAAUGAAGUUCCACAAAGCAGCACAAACCCAAAGGUGGUGAAUGGUGUCCGAGGGGGGUCUGCAACUCUUCCUCUGGAGCUUCCUGCAGGAAAGAAUGCCAGUGUCAUCGUCUGGCAGCACCGAGGAAGAGAGUCACACGACACUGCAAUCCUUAUCGUCCAGUUAAACAAGUCUUCAAGUCCACAAAUCACGAGAAUGGAUCAGGACAAGGGAAAGCGACUGAACAUCACCCAGUCCUUUUCCUUACAGAUCAGCAACCUCACAAUGGCGGACGAAGGAUCGUAUACUGCACAGAUAAGCACAAACUCCAGACAGUACUUGUUCAAGUAUGUUCUGAGGGUCUUCGAACGACUGAGUAACUUAGAAGUUAUCAACCACACUCACCUGUUUGAGAACGGGAGCUGCGAGAUCCACCUGACCUGUACUGUGGCGAACCCAAAUCAUACUGCCUCAAUUGAGUGGCAGGCCUCAGGAAACAUCUCUUUAGGGGACCCAAAUAUCACUGUCUCCUGGGACCCAAAGAAUUCCCGUGACCAGAGUUACACCUGCCACGCUAUGAACCCUGUCAGCAAGCUGUCUGUCUCUGUCUCUGCCCAGAGUCUUUGCACAGGAGUUUUAACUAAUGAAAAUCUACACCAGUAUAAAGAAUGGCUUAUUGGUCUUGUGCUUAUGGUCGCCAUAUGCAUAGUCGUAUGCAUAUGUAAGAAGACAAGAAAAAGAAAAGGUUCUCUUUCUCUGGGUAGAAGACAACAUCUAGAUUCCUCCGAGAACACAGAUACUCCAGGCUCUCCAGGGAACACUGUGUAUGCACAAGUCACUCACCCAGUGAAGGAAAGAGAAAUCCCAAAAUCUAUAAAAAAUGAUUCCAUGACAAUUUACUCCAAAGUUAAUCAUUCCAGAGAGCCCAUUUCUCCCAGGAUGAAUACUCUUAAGGACAUCAAGUAAGUUGGUGGAAGACUUUAAAGGAAUUCAGGCAGAGUACAUGUACUGACCCCCUGGAGGAGAAGAGAGAAGCAUGGUUUCCUGCUGGCAAUGGAAUCCGGAUAUCCAGGGAUAUCACAUCAGACUUGAUCCUGCAUACGUAGGUCAGAGGCUUGACGAGUAGCAAGAUCUCCAGUAUGGAACCCCAAAACUGCUUUUUAACCCACUCCAGGACAAGUCCUGCCUUGGAUAAUACACCCACAUGAUGCCUUCUCUUUGACAACUAAACAAUCAGAGUUUUGACUGACAGAUUAUAAUUCUACAGGUAAUCAUUUCUCUCCUUCUAAAAGGCAAGCAGGAUGUGAUUGGUUGGAGAGAGAACAUGGUGUUUUGGUUAAGUAUGUAGUGCCUGGCACUGGAUAGGCCCGCAUUCAUGUCCUAUGAAUCAUUUUUACUAGACAGGCCUCCUGGGAUGUUUCCUGUGUUCUUGGUGCUUUAAUCUCAUAGCCAAAACAUGAGAGGAGUAAUGCAUCGAUCAGGCCCAUUACUCAAUCCAGGAAUCUGAGCCAUCCCUGAUUACAGCCUCUCUAUCACCAAGUCCUCACACUCUACCUCCAGAAUACAUUAGCACAUCUAUCUCUUUCCAAUUUGUAGACCAUCCUUCCGUAUCUGAGACCGAAUGCUCCAAUAACCUCUAAACAUUCCUUCUAAUUUUGUUCUUGUCUCCCUGCAACCCAUGGUCCAAAAGACAAUGAGCACAGUGUCCCUAGUAUAGACCAGCUCUUUCUCUUGUCUGCUCGUAACCCUACACACUGCUCAUUGCACUCAGUGUGAAAGCCAGUCUCCAUGACCCAGGUUGGUCUGACUCCUACCCAGACUCACUCUGCCAGCUGCCCUCUCCCCGUUCUUCUCUGUUUGGCCUUUGUGAUCUUUCAAGUCCUCUAGGAGAGAAGACGUUCUCCAUAUUACCAUCAUUUACAUCUGCCCGAAGGUUCUUCCUCUGCCUAUUGGGCUCCCCCUGUUCUUUAGACUUCAGCUUAAACGCAUCAGCUUCAGGAAGAGACCUUCCCAGAACU
This is a messenger RNA of Microtus oregoni (creeping vole), 2166 nucleotides long. It is a transcript of the gene Slamf6, whose product is annotated as SLAM family member 6. Gene Ontology annotation, cellular component: external side of plasma membrane. Gene Ontology annotation, biological process: positive regulation of type II interferon production; T-helper 17 cell lineage commitment; T cell activation. The transcript has 8 exons. Bases 86 to 1114 code for a protein of 342 amino acids. Lineage: Eukaryota; Metazoa; Chordata; Mammalia; Rodentia; Cricetidae. The record is from RefSeq and is a predicted model, not a curated record.